AUGAAGGUGAUUUUGUAAUUUUCAAUAUUCAUAAUAUUGUAAAAUUUUUCCAGGUCGCAGAAGGUUUAUUGAAUCCGCUAGGGGAAGACGACGACGAUUUUGAGGCCAACUAUAUCAUUGACCGGAAUAUUGCGGUGAAUAUUGAACUUCAAGAAAAAUUAUAUCUUGUUACAGUAGUACUUAAAAAAAUGAAGGGAGAAGAAAAAUUUAAUUAAAAACUUCAGGAAGCUUUUUCAAAAUGAGAUGAUAUAGCUUUUUCCUGGCUUGAGCCAUAAAAAAAUAAAAAAAUAAACGAUAAAGAAUACUGGGAAACUUUUUUUAGUGGGCCACUAUAGGGGCUCGGCAAGGACUACUUGGAGAGGAAACUAAAGUGGCCACUAAACCCACCUCUAUAGUGGCCACUUCAGUUGUUUUUCAUCCAGUGUUCCUUCCAGUAACUCUGAUAGUUUUAAAACAAACAGAUUGAACCAGUUAUUUUGAUCCAUUGAACCCUAAAGUGGCCACUAAAUUUUUAGUGGUUUAGUAGUAGCACUUAGACCUCUAUAGGGGCCACUUAUUUUUAACCCCUGAAGUGGCCUCUAAUUUGACUACUAUAGUGGCCACCAGAACGUCGAAACCCCAUAUUGGCCACUAAAAAUUUUCCCAGUAGGUUCUUAGGAAUUCCAAAGUGGUCCCUAUAGGGGUUGAGAAGGAAAACAGCAUCUAUAAAAGUCCAAAAAGAGCCCCUAUGGGGGUAAAAUUAAAGUGGUCCCUAUAGGGAGUCUUUCAUUCAAAAACGCUUAUUGAUUCAUUUUUCCCAUGGAAAUGCUUCUUAGCAUGAAAUUUAUGACAAAUACCGACCAAUAUGUCCCCUUUAGGGGCCACUAACUAAAACCUCUAUAGGGACCGCUGUUGCAAGCUUUAGUGGCCCCUACAGGGGUUGGUAAAGUGCUCGCUAGAGAGGACCCUCCAAGGGCCCCUAAGAUUGCCACUAUAGAGACCACUCUGGAGUUCCUAGUUGUCUAGACAAGUUAGUGGUGAAUCGGCUAUACGUCUUUGUGGUUUUUUGAAGAUAACUUAAUUGGAAAAAAAGGGAACCAUUUUGAGAUUUGAGUUAGGUAAGGUUUCUUGAAUGGAAAAAAUUAAAGGACGUUACAAGUUUGAAGAAAAAGCCUGUGAUUGGAGUAACUUUCUCAAAAUUCAAAAUUAUCUCUGACUCUCCAAGAUUUAGUUAUCUUUUUCACUCUCUAACGGUCAUGACGACUGUCCCGGAAUCACUUUGAACACGGAGACCUCAGAAAGUUCAUUCGAAACUCGAAAAAGAACGGAAAAAGUAUGUUUUUGGAGGAAAAUUUCCCGUGUGACAUCCGUUUCACGCAGUUUAUAUGAUAGAAAAUGACUUUUUAAUUCGGUAAUUCAUGGAUGUGCUCGACAAAAUUUUUGCAAAAGUGCCUAUGCCGGCAUUCUGCAAAAAAAGCUUCAUGCACUUGGCAAAUCAGUGCUUCGCAUUUUGCACUUUUUUUCGUCUGUACAAAAGUGAGCCCAAAAAGAAAUGCAAAAUGCGAGGUUCUUCUGGGCAAAAUGCAAAGCUCUGAUCUGCACAAUGCAUGCAACUUUUUUUGCAGAAUGCCAGCAUAGGCACUGCCUUUGCACGAUUUCAGUAGAGUAGUAAAGUAUAGUGAAUAUAGAUAAUAGUAACCUUUUGUAUAUUGUGUAUAAUUUAUUGCAUUUUAAAUUAAAUUUAUUUGUAAUUGCAUUUUAUGUAUAUUUAAAUUUUUUUUCUUUUAGGUCAGUAGAGUUUGAUUAAAUCUUUUUGCAUGAUCAGCUUUACACGUCCCGAUUUUAUGUGGGAAUCGUAAAAAAAGUUUUUCGGUAGAAUAUUGAGAAGAUCCAUUCUCACAGUGACAGAACGACUGUGAAAACUCUAAAGACGAUGAAAAGCGGAAGAUUUUUUUGAGGCAAAACCUGACUUUUCUUAUUUUUUUCUCUUUUUGAAGUAUUUAAGAAAGUUUUGGAAGACCUGAGUGUCAAUGAUUCCGAAGUUUUUUUCGAGGUGAUUUUGAAAAAAAUUUUUCGGGCGGAGAUUUCCCGUGCAAUAUCAGUUUCAAGUAGUUUCGUAGAUCCCAUUCUUCAAGUUCUAUUUUAACAAAAAAAUUUUUUUCAAUCAAUCUUUUUUUAAUCAAUCAAUAAUUUUAUUUUCGCAACAUCAGGAUGCUAAUUGUUAAAAUCACUAGAAUUUUGGGAAAAAUCCAUUUUUCGAGUAGAAAAAAAGAAAAAUCGAAAAAAAUGUUUAAAAAACAUAGUGAGAACUGUUUUUUUAAAGCAACACCCAGUUUUGAAAGAAAAUAAAUUGGCAACUUCCCAAAAAUAGUUAUUUUAUCUUCAGUUAACCUAAAUCUGCCUUGAAAAGCUCCCAGGACUGGUUUUUAAAAAGAAAGCCUUGUUUUUUUUAAGGUUCCUUUAAAUUUUUUUAAAUUUUUUUCUGCCGUCUCGUGUAUAAAUUUCACACUCUGAUUUUUUUCUUGAACCGGAAAAGUCGGAAAGGGUGGAAAAAGAUCCAGAGAAUCCAAAAAUUCCUUUUUCGCUUCCUUUUUGCGCCUGUUAUGCACCAUUUUUUGCUACCUUUUUCUUUUUCCACCAUCUCUUGAGCCUUCAAAAUCCCUGAAAAAUGAAAAGGACUCUUUUUCCCGCCUUUCUGCACCCUUUUUUGAGCCUCUCCCUUUCAAUCUUUGCCUGAGAGUAGGCUUUUGAGUCAUAAUCUUGGAAAUUCGAAUAAUAUCAUGAGAAUAAUGUUUCAGACAGGAAUGGCUAUAGUAGACGACACCCACGCCUUCCAUCCACCCAUCGUCGUUGACAAAUUUGCGGAUCCCUCUUAUAAACCGUCGUAUUCCGCGGAAAGCCAAGCCAGAAGCAAUUCUCAACCUCUGGCUGGUUCCGCCACGGCUGUCGAGUGAGCUUCCUGAUGAAACCAUGGGAAAUGAUCAAAAAAUUCAUUCAGAUUAGCCCCGUCGACAGAAGCCGUCAAAAUGGUCCACGUCGAGCCGGUCGGCAAGGAAAUUGGUCGGGGUUUUGACCUAAAUUAGUUUGAUAGACUGUUGGAAAAUUCCUCAAGAAGUGAUUGACCUGAAAAUACUUUAUUCUUAGAUAAAUUUUUGCGAUAUCGCGAAAAAAAAAUUCGCGAUAUCGCUAAUGUUGAAAAUUCGCGAUAUCGCCAAUAAUCAAAAAAAUUUGCGAUAUCGCCAAUAUUCAAAAAAAUUUGCGAUAUCGCCAAUAUUCAAAAAAAUUUUUUUCCGAAACCAGUAAAAAAACGUUUUUCGUAUUUUUUUAUUGAUAUUAUUUUUGUAACUUAUCCUUUUUUCACAUAACUCUUUAUAUUUUUUAUAUAAAUUCGGAAAAAUUGCAAGAAUUCAGUGGGUUUUUGUCAUUAUUUUACGAAUUUCUUUUUGAAAAAUCUACUGAUAAAUUGGAACUGAGGCAAUUUUCCAAUCAAAUCAUGAAGGAAAUGUGAAGUUUUCUUCUAUAAUCUCUUCAAAAUUGAUAUAUAAAAAUACUUUUCAAGUUGUAUCAAUCUUUUAUCACUAGAAAUAACGCCGGAAAUGGCCCCUCCCUUGAAAAAAAUUUUCAGAAAAAUGUCCCUAUGUUCCUUCAAAAAAAUCCUCAAAAAAACUUAUUUAAAAAAAGACUUCUUCAGAACCAAGCUCCCGGGAAGGAAGUUUGCGACGAAGAUUCUCUGAAAAGUUGCCAAGGUUCAAUUUUAGAAAAUAAAUAGCUUCCUACAAAAGAAAAGUUCAGAAUCCGCACAAGUUCUGAAACUUCCAAUAAAAAGUCUCAACACGCUGGAUAA
Caenorhabditis auriculariae is the source of this 3823-nucleotide messenger RNA. The record is from the annotation of a GenBank genome assembly. NCBI's taxonomy places the organism in Eukaryota, Metazoa, Nematoda, Chromadorea, Rhabditida, Rhabditidae.